GAUCUUGCUUAGACCGCUGUUUAUCUUAGAUACGAUGUUGUAACAAUCUUCAACAGCCUUAAGGGCGUCUUCUCCUACCCUUCCUUUGUACCGCCCUUUUCAAACAUACCAUCGCCGCUCCAAAAUAAUGGAUCAACGCAGGAUACCGGAAUACAACCUCGAGAUCUCAGCAGACCGCUCUAGCGUGAAGGAUGUGGUAAAAGGUGUCCUCCACACAAUUUUCUUCCACCGCUUCUUCACGCCUCUAUACCCAGCAACCCAUGAAAUCCUCGACAUCACACUCCCCUACGUUAGCGAAGACGACAUCGAAACCCUCGUAGAGACCAAAGCCAACUCUCUCCUCCGUGCCCUCGAUGCCAGCAGCUCAAGCACCUCCCCACAAUACAAGAAUCCCAACGGCUCUCAACGUGCUUCAAUCACUGUCCAAUUCCUAGAGAAGAAACGUCGAAAAGGCUGGUUCACUACGAAACCAGAUGAGGAUAUUCCUUGGGAGACUUGGACGAUCGAUGUCACGGUCUUAGGCGCAAGGAGCGAAAUUGAGGCGAGCAGGAAUCGUAGGGUUAUGGUGAGGAGUUUGGAAAGAGCUGUGUUUAAGGUUGUCGAGGUUGUGAAUCGUGAGAAAGGACAUAUACCGCCGAUUACGACGAAUGAGACGAAUCCAUUCCCUUAUCAGAUUCAUGUGAAUAAGAGCGGGGAGAGCGGAUGGAGUGGGAAGAUGGGGAUAUUUUGAUGGAGUCGAGUGAUGACAUGACCUGUGAACAGUUGGCCAACAUUCGCACCUUGGUGAUAGAUAUGCGGAUAUGAAGAUGACUCCAAAGGAGUUCUGUCGGUCCAGGUAAAGCUUUCGCUGUAUCCCACAACCAUUGCUAGUGUGCAAGUGCCUGGCGCAAUGCCUUGCUACACCGCGACAGCAGCGCUCCUUCAAGACGAAAUGGAUCGUUAACCGCGGAACUCAUGCAGCCACUGAUGCAGGCCCUUUGGCGAUAUGUUCUCGCGAUUCACAGCCAAUCCACUCAGAUGUACGCCAUUGAGAAAAUUCUGAAACAUACCCUCCUCGCCUGAAGGCAGUCUUGUCCGAGUGAGCAGCGGACAGCGAAGAGCCAUGCAGACAGCAAUCUGGGCUGCCUCACAGAGAUACUCGACCGCAUAUGAACCAGAGCAAUUUGCUCAAGAGACUUCAGCUCAGAUCGUAAGGAUGAUGGUCAGCCAAUAGCCCUGGAAGGAGAUCGUAUUGGAUUCGUUUGUCACGAUCAGAAGAGCUAGAUGCACUCCUUCCACAAAGCUGAUGACGCAGAUAUGGGUACGCAGAAUCCUCACGUCAAAAAACCAAAAGCUCUCGGACUUUGAAGACUCUUUCAUACGAAGAACCUGGAGGCUGCUGCGGGAAGCGUAACGAAGACGGUUCAGCUGAGAUUUUAUAAGUAUCGGAUUGACACAAUCGACGAAUGGUCAUUGAUAUCUGUCCAUGCUAGAGUGCCCGUCUUCACCGAGUCAUUUCAUUUCAUUUCGAGACAGGGUCACGUGUAUUCUAAUCGCCAAGAUCUCGUACCUCCCUCCCUUUGCUCGCUUGAGAAGGUCUCCUGUCAAUACCAUCGACCACAUUGCUUUCC
Molecule: messenger RNA, 1610 nt
Organism: Pseudocercospora fijiensis CIRAD86
Lineage: Eukaryota; Fungi; Ascomycota; Dothideomycetes; Mycosphaerellales; Mycosphaerellaceae
Exons: 1
Coding region: 128-730 (200 amino acids)
Biological process (GO): autophagosome assembly; autophagy
Cellular component (GO): phagophore assembly site
Source: RefSeq, a predicted model, not a curated record